Molecule: messenger RNA, 2694 nt
Organism: Myxozyma melibiosi
Lineage: Eukaryota; Fungi; Ascomycota; Lipomycetes; Lipomycetales; Lipomycetaceae
Product: glycosyltransferase family 2 protein
Exons: 2
Coding region: 1-2694 (897 amino acids)
Cellular component (GO): cell septum; cell periphery
Molecular function (GO): chitin synthase activity
Source: RefSeq, a predicted model, not a curated record
AUGCCGGCCACCUGGAAAGGCGAGUCCUACGCAAUCAACACCUACGUCGACGACCCCGAGGACGACGACAACGACAAUGAAGACGACGGCGACUCGUAUCUCGACGACGACGACGAGGAUAUCCUCGGCCGCCCUGAAGACGCGACCCUCUACGCAUACAGUGAUCCCGCUGCGGCCCAGAACCUGGCCGAGGAAGGCAGAGGCUUUGUUGCUCCUGGAGGUAUCCUCCGCGGCGAGGACUACCCCGAAGAUCAGGACGCUGAGGACAACGGCGUUUCCCCCGUCUGGCCCGCGCCCGCGCUCCAACUCCGCCGCCAUCUGACGACGCGAAAAGUCAAGUUCUUCCGCGGAAACCUCGUGCUGGACUGCCAGGUCUCUAAUGAACUGCUCUCGCGCUCGACAAACAGCACCGGCCGCGAGUUUACGCACAUGCGCUACACCGCCGCGACCUCGGCCACCCCGACUCUGUUCCCGCAGGAAGACUACACCCUCCGCCAGAGCCUGUACAACACGCCGCGCUCGACAGAGAUGUUUGUCGUCGUCACGCUCUACAAUGAGAGCGACGAGCUGCUGGCGCGCACGCUCAAGGGCGUUUUUGCAAACAUCUACCAUCUCUGCAAGAUUAAGCCCAACCGUCCCGGCGGCGACGUCUGGGGCCCUGAUUCGUGGAAGAAAGUCGUUGUCUGCGUCGUGGCAGACGGCCGUGCGAUCAUGAAGCCGCGCGCAAAAGCGCUCAUGGCCGCGCUCGGCUGCUAUCAGGAGGGCGUUGCCGUCAACAAAGUCGACGAGAAAGAAGUCACGGCUCAUAUUUACGAGUACACCACCCAGAUCGGCAUCUCGGACGUGCGCAACGGCGUCGUGAGCUUUUCCGACAACCGCGAGGACGAGAUGAAGAACAAGGCGUGUCCGAUCCAGCUCUUGUUUUGCUUGAAGGAGAAGAACGCAAAGAAGAUUAACUCGCACCGGUGGUUUUUCGAGGCCUUUGCGCCGAUCCUGCAGCCUAAUAUCUGCGUCUUGCUUGAUGCUGGUACAAAGCCGGGAAGCAAUUCGCUGUUCCAUCUCUGGUAUGAGUUUUACAAAAACCCGCACGUCGGCGGCGCCUGUGGUGAGAUUAAAGCCGAUCUCGGCCGCGCCGGACGCAAUCUUUUGAAUCCGCUCGUGGCGGCGCAGAACUUUGAGUACAAGAUGUCAAACAUUCUCGACAAACCGCUCGAGUCUGCUUUUGGGUUUAUCUCUGUCCUUCCCGGUGCGUUUUCGGCGUACAGAUACACAGCUUUGCUCAGAGGCGGGUUCCAGAUCUCGCCUGCUGGAGACGCAAAGCUGGAGAACGUGAAUGAAUACGGCCCGCUCGACAAGUACUUCCUUGGCGAGACUAUCCACACUUCCAACGCCGGAAUUUUCACAAAGAAUAUGUACCUGGCCGAGGACCGAAUUCUCUGCUACGAGCUUGUUUCGAAACGCGGCGCGUCGUGGGUGCUGCAUUAUGUCAAGAACGCGCACGCCGAGACCGACGUCCCCGGUGAUUUAGCCGAGAUGAUCCUGCAGCGUCGUCGCUGGUUGAACGGUUCGUUCUUUGCCGCCCUGUACUCGCUCACGCACGCGUUCAACAUCUGGCGAUCGAACCACUCGAUCUUCCGCAAACUGAUGUUCCACGUCGAAUUUUUCUACCAGUUCAUCUCGAUCCUGUUUUCGUGGUUCGGACUCGCAAACUUCUUCCUCGUGUUUAGACUGCUGACGGCCAGUGUCGGCGCGGCCGGCAUGGGCUUCACCGCCGGUCGGUAUCUCGGCGUGGUCCUCGAAUGGCUGUACGCGGGCUGUCUGAUUGUCUGCUUCGUGCUCUCGCUGGGAAACAAGCCGCAGGGCACAAAAAAGGCGUAUCUGACGAUGGUCUACUUCUUUGCGUUCCUGAUGUGCUACCUCACUUUUGCGGUGAUUUACGUCGCCGUGAAGUCUGUGCAGUCUGUCCAGGACGAUCUCGAGUCGGACGAUAAUCGCGGGAUCGAGUUUAAGGAUUUCUUUACGAAUAGCGUGCUUAGAGGACUUAUUCUGUCGCUCGGGUCGACUUAUGUGCUGUACUUUGUCGCGUCGUUUAUGUUUUUCGAGUUUGGACAUAUGUUCACUUCUCUCUUCCAGUACAUGCUCCUGAGUCCCUCCUACAUCAACGUCCUAAACGUCUACGCGUUCUGCAACAUCCACGAUAUCUCAUGGGGCACCAAAGGCGACACCGGCUCCAAGAACGAUCUCGGCAAAGCGAAAUCCAAAGGCGACGGCGAAUCCAAGACCGCGCGGAUAGCGGUGCCCACGCGGCCGGACGAGAUCGACGAGGAAUACCGCAAGCAGUGCGAGAUGCUGCUGAUCGACCCGAAACAGAUCGUGGAGGUCAAGAGUCCGAAGCAGCAAGAAGACGACGCGCGCAAAGUCGCAGAGGAGAAAGCAAACAGCUACUACGCGCUCGUGCGCUCCGUCGUCGUGCUCACCUGGAUGGUGAGCAAUUUCGCAAUCGUCGCGGUCGUGCUGCAGACCGCGGGCUUGUCGCGACUGACCAGCAGCGACAGCGAUAGUGACUCGGACUCGUCUGAUCGGCAGGAGGAGAUUUCGUCUGUGUAUUUGCAGGUGAUUUUGUGGACUGUUGCGGCGCUGGCUUUUGUGAGGUUUGUCGGGGCGUCGUUUUAUUUGGUCAUGAGGUUUUUCUAG